Messenger RNA from Gopherus flavomarginatus (Mexican gopher tortoise), 3012 nucleotides. RefSeq names its product solute carrier family 31 member 2 (gene SLC31A2). The transcript has 4 exons. Gene Ontology annotation, molecular function: copper ion transmembrane transporter activity. Gene Ontology annotation, biological process: copper ion transmembrane transport. The record is from RefSeq and is a predicted model, not a curated record. Bases 1604 to 2098 code for a protein of 164 amino acids. NCBI's taxonomy places the organism in Eukaryota, Metazoa, Chordata, Testudines, Testudinidae. Gene Ontology annotation, cellular component: membrane.
CCAAGAGGAUUACAGAAGUAAAUCAAUGAUCUCUAAUACUUCUGUGCCCAAGGAGGCUUUGGAGAAAUGAAGGCAGAGCAUGAGCUUGCUCGAGUUACUGUUGGCUCAGUCCUCGGAGGUUGCUUUUUGUUGUUAAUGGAACCCUCUCCUCUAUGUGAUCACCUGGAAGAGCCUUUGCCAAAGCAGAGGGGCCUGCCAUGAGAUAAAGAGGUGGGGAAUGGGAAGAGUGAGGGGCUGGAAGGAGCAGGACAGGGGGGGACUAAUGGCUCAGGGGUGAGGAAAUGGGAAACCGGAGCCAUUCCCUGACUUGGCUCCAAGCAACAACACUCAUUAUCAUUUGCUGGCUGGCUGAAACCUGUGGAGAAGAAGUGGUGGGAACAGAUCAGAUAGGUAGCCAUAGCAUACGACUCAUCACCUAUGACGCCCUCUGUCGGCAGUCUCAGAAAGAAGCCAAGAACCACCAUCACCUCCAGAGGUGGCCUUUCCAGCCCAGAGUUGGGCUGCACUGGGGCGUGGCAUGUGGGGAAUUCUGUACCUAACUGGUUAUGGGGCAGAAGAGGAGGAUUUCAGUCCCUAGGCCGGCCACUCAGCCUUUUAUUUAUUUCAAAUCAAACCUCUUGCACCAGCCCCCACCAGGCUGCAGACAAUCUACCUUGAAAGUGGGUAUAAGACAGUAAAAGCCAAUUACAAGCCCCGUAGUGGUUGACCUGGUCACGAGGGCCGGGCCAGGCCAUCAAUGAGACACACUCAUUCAAGAGAUCUCCCAGAAAGGAUCCUGUAGACCUUCAGCAGAAUGUAAGGGAGGGCAGCUUUGGGUGGCAUCCCUGGGAGUGGGCAUGGGCAGUACAGCUGCUGCCCUCCUGCAGCAGGGAGUUCCUCCCUUUCAGUGCAGCUGCAGAUGGGGCAAUUCAGAUUCCACAGGAGCACAUCUGGCUCUUAGAUACCGGCCCUGUGCAAUCUCUAGGGCUCAGGCUGAUUUAGGAGCCUAAGCCGGCUCCAGACCAAGAUGCACAAUGGGAAUGAUGCAGGAGGAGCUGGGUGUACCUCUCCACAACACUCCCAUGCCCAGGCACCCCGGGUAACUGGAGGAAAGGGGGAGAAUAUGAAAACUAAUUAACAGCUGGGUGAAAAACCUCCAGAACAACCUGGCCCAUGAGAGACAGCACGUUCCAACAGAUGAAAUGUGACAUACACACCGCAGCAGCUCCCGGCCUGUGCUGGACCCUUGCUACCUCCAUGAGGAGCACACAGUAACUAGCCUGGAUAGCGAGAACGUGUGCAGAGCUGGAUGGAAAAGACUUCAAACAAAUCACGUCCCACUCUUUUAACACGCACCUUGGAGGCCUACGACUUGAGUUGCUGGUCUCAGCCCAAUUCAUAAUGGACAGGCGGCAUCUGCAUCACAAGCUACAUGCUUGUGGGCAUCCUCGCUGCCAGGCCAAGGGCUGGACGUGCUGUGGAGGCUGAGCAGUACCUCCUGUCUUAAGGGGAAGGAUGGCCUCGUGGUUAGGACUUGGGAGACCUAGACUCAAUUCCCUGUUCUCCUACCAACUUCCUAUGUGACCUUGGACAUGUCACUUAGUCUCUGAUCCCCAUCUGCAAAAUGGGGAUAACGGCACCUCACCUGGAUAAAGACUGGGAGGCACUCAGAUGCCAUGAUAAUGGGGGUCAUAUGUAUUUCUACUUCUCCGACAAGGUGGUACUUUUGUUUGACUUCUGGAAUGUCCGCACCCCUGCAGGGAUGGUGCUCUCGGUGCUGGUGGUUCUGCUAUUAGCAAUGUUGUACGAAGCCAUCAAGAUCAGCAAAAGCAAACUCCUUCGCCAGACGAUACUGGCCAUCCCCACCACCCUCAGUCAGGAGUCACUCAGGGAGCUGGAGACAGGGUCUGUCAACUCAAACCUGGGUCAGCAAAACACCACCUCAAAAAGGUGGUUUCUUUACCACAUCAGCCAGAGCCUGCUCCACGUGGCCCAGGUGGUGAUCGGUUACCUGGUGAUGCUGGUGGUGAUGUCCUACAACACUUGGAUCUUCCUGGGGGUGAUCGUGGGUUCCACCUUGGGUUACUACCUGGCUUACCCGGUGUUCACCUCGAGAUAGCGGUGGCCUGCUGCACGCCAGGGCGCUGCAGAACAGAAGAGGGCAACAUCUGCAAUGGGAGGAGGACUAAGGAGGCUCCACUAGAGAAACAGCUUGUGCAAGGCUUGGCCAGGAGCUGGCGGAAGAUAAUCCCCACGCAAUGGGGGACUCCCCCCACCCUGCGGGGAUUGAGUUUCUUCCUUUUAAACCUAGCGUGGGCUCCACUUCUAUACAAUUAUCCAUUGGCAAGCUCACUUUUGGGCCCAUCCUGGCCCAGCAGGGCACGACCCCGCAAAGCGCUUAACUGGGCCACGUGGUGCGAACUGGGCUGAUGAGCAGCUCAGCCUUACAGCUGCCGCCUCCAAUGACUUUGAACCCACCCUCAGUUCUCACUGAGGAAGCCCAGGAGCCUUUCCCUGCUGACUGGAGGAGCAAGGGGGCUUGGGCCGUGGGCACUGCCACCCUCGCCUGGGGACUGACAGAGCAGGCGGAUGUGUUACAGGCUACGUCCGUCAGCGGGUGCUGGAGGGAUGGGAAUGCCAGGGGAUAGAGUGGGGUUAUUUUACCUUCCCUCACGGGUUGUUCAUGUUCCUGGCUGGCCCCCCUAAAGGCUCUGUUCCCCUCUCCCUGCUGCUUGUGGGCAGGAGGAAGCUAACCUUCAAUGGGCACAUGCUGGUCUCUGACCCUAAGGGGACACUCCAACAGAGCAAAGCCGUACGUCAGCUCCCUGUCUCAGCACCCUCUGGGUGGACAGGGCUUGACCACCCUCCUGCUGCUGGAGCAUAAGGGAGUCAGGCAGUUGGUUUAACCGCCUUGCGCGUGCAGUGGUUGCUUUAGAAACCAGGAUGCACCAGGGGCCUGGUGUGUCUCACAGGAUCCUGCUGUAGUUCAUGCCAAGAGAAGGGCCAGUUUUAAUAAAGCUAAUUGCUUGACUA